AUGAACAAGCCAUCUGCUUCUGCAUUACGCAAUAUCAUAGAUACUGUUUCUGCCAUAUAUGAGUCCCUAUUGUCAAUAGGAGAUGAUAAGAACAUUUCAAAUGCGAUUCUUAUUCAUUUAGUCAUGUCAAGAGUCGAUGCCGCCACGAAAUCUAAAUGGGAGGAACAAUUAGAUUACAAUAAGCUGCCGCUCUGGUCUGAUUGCGAGACUGCGUUAAAUAAGCGAUACCAACACAUUUCUGCUGACGAAGCUUCUACGUCAAGGUCUCGAUCGAACAGGCCAAAACAAGACAACUGGCAAGGUAAGAAUGUAAAAUCGUCACUUAUGUGCAAGAAAAAUAGUUCGCAAGAGGAAAGUAGAUGUUUGUUCUGUAAUGCGAAGGAACAUGUAAUAAAUUCAUGCUCCGCCUUUGCUGCCCUCUCAGUUACUGAACGGUUCAAUUUCAUUAAAUCAUCUUCGGCAUGCAUAAAUUGUCUCAAGAAAGGGCACACGGUAUCUAGAUGCAAGGCGUCACGCUGCAGAGUGUGUAAUCGGUCGCACCAUACUCUUUUACACCAAUAUUCUACUAACACUCCUCAAACAGGUUUAUCUUAUAAUCCAGAACAACCUAUUAUUUCUCGUGCCUCUGUGAAUCAUAGUUCAUCGAAUGACGAUCAAAUUAUUCUAGCCACUGCAGUCAUAACCAUUCAAGGAAAAUCUGGAGAGUAUCAGCUGGCCAGAGCACUGCUCGAUUCCGGUUCUCAAGUAAACCUUAUAACCGAGGAACUUGCACAACGACUGCAACUAAAAAAAGAAGCGAAAACUCUAAACCUAAUUGGCAUUGGUGAAACAAACUCCACAGUACGGCAAAAAUUACAUGCCACUGUGAGAUCACGUAUUAACUCUUAUGAGUUUUCUACUGAUUUUUGGGUAAUGCCUUCAAUCUCCACUUACCAACCCGACAAAUUUGUGUCAAUGAGUAAUUGGAAUGUUCCUUCCAAUCUUUCACUUGCUGAUCCGCACUUUCACAAACCUCAAAAGAUAGAUCUUCUACUUGGUGCCGAAAGCUUUUUCGAACUGUUGUCGAUUGGACAAAUAAAACAAGGUACUAAUCUUCCAAUUCUCCAAAAAACUUUACUUGGAUGGAUUGUAUCAGGAAAAUAUAAAGAUGUCCCAAGUAAUGCAUCUAAGAUAUGCAAUUUAAUACGCCUUCAAGAAGCAGAGUCAACAGGUGAUUUCUGCUUAAACUCUCUUGUGAAAAAAUUCUGGGAAUUGGAAGAAAUUCCCAAGGAGCUCACUGUCAAAAAAUACACAAUAGAACAACAACACUGUGAGACCAAGUUUCUCAACACAAUUUUACGCUUACCUUUAGGGAGGCUUAAGGUGCAGCUUCCUUUCAAGUCCAACCCCAACCUUCUAGGUCAGUCAUAUGAAACAGCAAAAAAUCGUUUUCUCUCACUGGAACGCAGGUUGUCGAAAGACUGUAUGCUUCAGAAGCUGUAUAUGGAGUUUAUGGCAGAGUAUCGUGACUUAGGUCACAUGACAUUAACUACUGACAACUUUUCUUCGACACCUCAUUACUAUAUACCGCAUCAGUGUGUGUUGAGACCUCAGAGUACCUCGACAAAACUUCGCGUCGUGUUCGAUGCUUCAUGCCGAACAUCUUCACAAGUGUCGUUGAACGACAUUCUAAUGGUUGGUCCAACGGUACAAGAAGAAUUGUAUUCAAUCCUACUUCGCUUUCGUAUGCACAAAUACGCGAUGACUGCUGACAUUACAAAAAUGUACCGUCAAAUCGAAGUUGACGAGGCAGAUCGCAAUUUUCAACUUAUUCUCUGGAGGGAAAAACCUACGGAUCAGAUUAGCGUUUAUAAACUGAACACAGUGACAUAUGGUACUUCACCUGCUCCUUUCUUGGCAACACGUUGCCUAAACUACUUAAGUGACCUGUACAAGAAUUCUCAUUCAGUUGGAGCAAGGGUUAUCCGACAUGACUUCUAUGUCGAUGACCUAUUGACUGGUGCUGACAGUCUGAAGGAACUGGAAACAAUUCGUACCCAAUGUACUGAAAUUCUUGAUUCGGCUGGAUUUAAAUUAGCGAAAUGGUUUCAAACCAUAAAACGUAUGACUCGUCAGACUUCGUUCUAA
Molecule: messenger RNA, 2127 nt
Organism: Teleopsis dalmanni
Lineage: Eukaryota; Metazoa; Arthropoda; Insecta; Diptera; Diopsidae
Exons: 1
Coding region: 1-2127 (708 amino acids)
Biological process (GO): proteolysis
Molecular function (GO): zinc ion binding; aspartic-type endopeptidase activity; nucleic acid binding
Source: RefSeq, a predicted model, not a curated record